This is a messenger RNA of Pecten maximus, 519 nucleotides long. RefSeq names its product beta-lactamase domain-containing protein 2-like. NCBI's taxonomy places the organism in Eukaryota, Metazoa, Mollusca, Bivalvia, Pectinida, Pectinidae. The transcript is spliced from 3 exons. The coding region runs from base 9 to 395 and encodes 128 amino acids. The record is from RefSeq and is a predicted model, not a curated record.
AAAAUGGCAUGGACAAAGGAGGUUCAGUUGCUGCCUACUACGAGGGGGAGUUGGUUGUGAACCUAUGGGGAGGCUGGGUGGAUGAAGAGGCAGAUCAAAGGUGGAGGCAAGAUACAAUGCCUUGCUUUCACUCCGCUACAAAGAGUCUUUCAGCUCUGGUCAUAGCACACCUUGUAGACAGGAAUCUACUUAAGUAUACAGACAAAAUAGCGACCCAUUGGCCAGAGUUUGCACAACAUGGAAAAGAAGACAUCACUUUGGAGACCUUUAUAACAAAUAAGGCUGGAUUGAGCGGAACUCGUGAACCUGUCCCUGUGAGGUUACUUCUAGACGACCCAAAGAAAUUAGGGGAUAUCUUAGCAAAGCAGAAACCGCUGUGGGAACCGGGUAUGUAGAUAAAAGCCUUUGUUCAUAAAUAAUUUCUGUAGUCAAGUAUAACCAAUUGUUACCACAAAAUGUGUUAUUGCAAUAUGGAACAAUAUUCUCUAUGUGUUGAUUGGGUUGCAAGUUUCAAAUGUA